This is a messenger RNA of Hevea brasiliensis (rubber tree), 1467 nucleotides long. RefSeq lists its product as uncharacterized. Bases 245 to 799 code for a protein of 184 amino acids. Lineage: Eukaryota; Viridiplantae; Streptophyta; Magnoliopsida; Malpighiales; Euphorbiaceae. The transcript has a single exon. The record is from RefSeq and is a predicted model, not a curated record.
UUGUUCACGCUCACAUUGAUGAUUGACAGGUGAGUGUCCAAGAUCCACAGAAGUUUACUGUUAAGAUUCUCAAGAAAUUCAGGGGAGUGAACAACUAUAAAUAUGGUGCAUGGACUUGCUCUUUACCUACAACCAUUGAGAUAAUCUCCGAGUUAAUUAUCUACAAGUUUCUCUAUUUCAACCCACUUCUGCAGGUGUCUUCGUUCUUCUUUCCUAAAUUCUCUGCAAGGUUCUCUUGUCAAUUAUGGCACCACCACAUGUAGAGGCUAUUGCUAGUACUUACAGUAAGACCAACAGCUUCUCCAAGCCACCAAGACCCUCGAACAACAAUAAUCUUCAUCGAACAAUAUCCGAUAUCUCAUAUGAACUGAGCAAGGAAGCAAUCGAUAUCAAGCAGCUCCCGCCAAUAUCAGAGGUUGAAGAUGCAAAAUGUGAAUGUUGUGGCAUGAUUGAAGAGUGCACCCCCGAGUACAUUGAUCGCGUUCGCAACAAGUUCUUAGGGAAGUGGAUUUGUGGGUUGUGUGCAGAGGCAGUGAAAGAAGAGAAGGAGAAAAAUGGAGGCAAAAUAGAGGAGGCUCUUAAUGCACAUAUGAGUGCAUGUGCAAGGUUUAACAAGUUUGGUAGGGCUUAUCCAGUCCUGUCCCAAGCUGAGGCCAUGAGGGAGAUCUUAAAGAAAAGCACAAGAAGGGCACAAUCUAUUAGUCCUAAAGGUGCCCAAAAGAAUGGAGGGAUUGCCAGGAGUUCAAGCUGCAUUGCAGCUAUUACAAGGGCCAUGACUAAUCUCACUAUGGCCAAUUGAGUUGCCAAAUGGCUUCUUUAUGUGCGUAAACGUCCUCAUCUCUUUGAACCCUUAAUUAAUUUGUUUGUUGCCUUUUUUUAGUAUCCCCUUCAGGUCUUGCAUAUGUUUUUCCUGGCUUCAUUUGAUAUGGACUAACCUUUUUGGUUACCUUAGAAAGGUUCUUUGGGUUGAUCCAUACUUGUUUUAUCCUUUUCAACCGAGGGGCAUUUUAGUUUCUUCCCUUGGUUGUUUAUGCAUCCACUUUUCAUAUAUUUAACUACUCGGUUUUUCUAGGUGGGUCUAAUUUCAGGAGUUAUCUUACAAGAUAAAAAAUUGGUCAUUCUGUAGGGUCUCUCUCUCUCUCUCUCUCUCUCUCUCUCUCUCGCACUCUCUGUGGUGGGAUGGGUCCAAAAGUCUCCAAUUCUCAUGUUCUUCUUUCCAGUUUUUUCUGUUGACUAAAAUUUCUCUAGCUAGCAGUUGUAGCCAACAUUCAACUGACUGUAAUAAGAAGGCUUUAGUUGUUAGACGUUGUGAAGGUCUGCCUCACUUUACUCUAACCACAUAAGCUCUACAAUUUAUAAUUUGCAAGCCAGUAGUGGUUCUAUGUAUUCAAUUUAUGUAUCUUAAAACAUCUGUUAAUCAUGUAUGGACUAAUUAAACAAAUUUACUACAUCACAACUUCAUCAUAA